GUUGUUUCAAGUCGUCGAAACUAUCAGUCUGGUCGCGAUGUUCAUCCUUUGCGUACUAGUUGGUUUGGUGGUUUCUAGCGCGAGUUCGCCAAUCUUCAGCUGUGAUCCACUGCUGGCUCCGAUUCGCUGUGGAGUUCCGAAGCUGCAUCCUAAUUCAUUACCAUCGAGACCAUCGGAGGCGAUCCGGGGCGAGUUUCCUUGGCAUGCUGCUUUGUAUCAAGAAGAAAGUGGCAACUUUUCGUACAGCUGCGGAGGAUCACUGAUUAAUGAGCGGUUCGUCCUGACGGCUGCGCACUGCGUAAUUAAUCCAAACAAUGGUUAUAAAUUAACUGUGAAACGGUUGAAAGUGCUACUUGGGGGUCACCUAUUGGGAGUAGAAGAUGAGUGCGUGCAGCAUAUGAAGGUGAAAAGGAUUUAUGUCCACGAUCAAUACAAGCUAGGGGAGUACAAGCAUGAUAUUGCGGUUGUGGAGAUACUUGGACGGGUCAUUUUCACACAACGUGUUGUGCCAAUUUGUGUGGACCUGAGUGAGUCCGAAGAUAGUCAUUUCUAUAAGCAUUACGGAAAAGUACCAGGUUGGGGAUACACCGAGUACGAUGCCGUUUCCAACUGGCUUAGAAUGACGGAGUUACCGUUCGUUAAUUACACCACUUGCCUAGCAAGUAAUCCGGAGUUGUUUUCGCACACCAUCUUUGAGGGAAUGUUCUGCGCUGGUUACGCAAAUGGAACCAGUGUCUGCAAUGGGGACUCUGGGGGUGGAUUGGUAUCGUUUAACCGGGAUCACUGGCUUUUGCAGGGAAUUGUAUCGUUCACUGCGCUACGCGACGGAGAAGAUGUAGUUUGUGACAGCAAGGAGUACGCUGGCUUCACGAAAGUUCGCUACUAUAGGAAUUGGUUGAACGCCAUUUUUAAAGGUGAAGAAAUAGUGGAUCACGCAGUUUUGCCGAUAGCGAAGAAAAAGGAAGUUGAGAAAAUGGAAUCGGGAGAAGAGGAACUUGAUUUGGGUCCUUGUGGGGAACGAAAGAUUAACAAACAGUACCGGAUUGUGAACGGAGUUCGCAGCUACUCAGGCGAGUGGCCCUGGCAUGUGGCAGUGUACGAAGUUGACGGCCGUACCAAACGAUACAUUUGUGGGGGAACUCUCAUUAGUGAUCAAUUCGUGCUGACAGCGGCUCACUGUAUGUUAAAUGAUGCAAUGAAGCAGCGGAGUGGCAUCAUAGUGGUACAACUUGGCCAAAAUGAUCUUUUUGAAAGUUCAGUAACUAUGCGGGAAGUUCGUGUGACUAAAGUGACGCCACACGAGCAAUUCAAUCCUCAUACCAAAACGAAUGAUGUCGCUUUGCUGGAGCUAUCAUCAAAUGUACAGUUUAACGAUUAUAUUCAACCGGCUUGUCUACCGACCAAGCAAACAACUAGUAAUUUUAUCGCACCUGGAACUAUGGGUACAGUUGUUGGUUGGGGAUACCAACAGCCAUGGUCUUUCAUGAUUUCCAACACUCUUCAGGCCACCAGACUACCUAUUGUUGAUCAAACAUUAUGUGUGAUCGGAGAAAAACAGGCGGUGGAAAUGGAUGGCAUUCUUUGUGUUGGUUCCAAAAAAGGAUCGAAUGCAUGCACCGGAGACUCAGGUGGUGGUAUUUUUUUCGAUAAUGGUGGAGUUUGGACCGUAGGAGGCGUUAUUUCCGCUCUUGAUACCACCAACGGUUUCUGUAAUCCAGAUGGGUAUCUAAAAGUUUCCAGCAUAGGUUAUUUCCGGAAGUGGAUCAAACAGGCGAUAAAAUCCGGCCUGCAGGAAAUCAAAGGCACCGGGGAUCGUGUUAUGACCUUCCUGCAGACAGCAACGGACAAUCCAACGCCUCCCAACAGCCCCGCAACCUUUCCGUGUCCGACCGGUGAGUCCCACGUGCAUCAUCACCACCAUCAUCACUAUCACCGUCAUGACCAGCCCGGGGACCAGGAACGAAGCAAUUGUAACCGAGGGCACAGUGGAUCAUCGGAGAGUAAUGAAUCGGGCCUGAAGGCACCGAUCAAAAAGAUAUUUAAGAAGAAGAAAUGCUUUAUCAAGGAUUUGACGAGCAGCCUGCUAAAACUGUUCUGAGUUGCCGCUCUGGUGAGCUUCAUUAACAUGUCGCCUGAUGGCCCUAGCGUGAUAUCGUCGUACCACACUGUGAAUACAUGACCCAAAUUCAAAUAAUUA
Molecule: messenger RNA, 2197 nt
Organism: Wyeomyia smithii (pitcher-plant mosquito)
Lineage: Eukaryota; Metazoa; Arthropoda; Insecta; Diptera; Culicidae
Product: transmembrane protease serine 9-like
Exons: 4
Coding region: 38-2098 (686 amino acids)
Biological process (GO): proteolysis
Molecular function (GO): serine-type endopeptidase activity
Source: RefSeq, a predicted model, not a curated record